AUGCUCAGGUUUCAGGAAAAAGAAGACGCUCUAAAACAAUAUCCAAUUCUCCGGUCCACUUUUUUCGCCUCCGCACUUAUUGUCCUGAACCCAACUUCCUCUGCUCUUUUGCCCAGGUUUUUCUAUUCAUCUCAAUCGCUUCAAUUCAGGAAAAAAGUCACGUUUUCUACGAAUGAUGGAUGGAGGAUAAAAAGAGUUCGGAGAAAAAGUAACGUAGAAACCUUAUUGGACCCGCGGCACGUCAUCGAAGCCAUUUCGCUAGCCCAAUUUCUGGAUUCCACUCAAAACACCACUUUUAUUUUUGUUCCGCCUACUUCCUGAUGGUUUCUUGGCUUCGAAAGGCCUUGUCAUCGCGAGAACUUCCGGCCAACGUGGGCGCCCGACUGGAAAGCCUGUUCCCAAAGCUCAUAUCCUUUUUUCAUUCCAGAAAAAUACUCGGCGAUUCUUUCUGAUAGACUCAAUUUCCUCGGUGUUGAUCGUUUAUUUCAGGAAAUGUUCUCUGGGGAUUCCUUCCCACUGGAGCUUGAUGUAGCUUACUUCAGUGUCGGCGAUUUAGAAGCGUCUUGAAUGAUGUGAUUGAAAACCGAGGUCAUCGAAUAAACCACAACAAUUUCUUGUUGUAUGACAUUGUUUCAAUAGUAACCUAGAGAAUUUUCAAAGUCAAAAUUUGGGAUGCAAACUUGGGCCAUUCUAGGCCCGGCCAAACAGUUUCAAGAAGUCGUUAAUGGAGUAUGUUUUUGCAAAAGAAAAACCUUUGAUCGUUUCGUUGAAAAAGGUUUUUUCAUAGGAUUUCAAAUAUCUUCCGAUUUUUGGCUCACUUGGAACCAAAUUCUUUUUUUUGAGCGUGUUCUGAUUUUUGGCCAAAAUUUUUUAGUUGAGGUUUAUUAGACUCUGUUCUGUGAAAAGCCCGAUUGCCUACUUCCGAAAAUUUCCGGCGGUGCCUUUUUUUUUCUGAAAAAAAUUGUUAUUCUUCAAGAGCUCCAGUUUUAUUUUUGUACAUUCCAGAGGUACACUCUUUGUAGUUGGUUAUAUGUCUGACUAACCUCAAAAGUAUCGUACAUAUCUUUGUAGUCUCCAAGGAAUCAAAAGUAUCUGCCCAUUUUUGUAGGGAAAGGUCGACGGUUGCAGAAGUUCCUAGUAUUCAGUUGUUAACGGGCUUCCAGAUCUACGGAUUAACUUUUGAUGCGCCAGUCAAAUUAUUUCAGUCUGUAACUCUACAAGACACUUGAAAACAAUUAAUUUAUCCCAAUUCGGAUACGAGAGCUGAUUUUUCACGCUCGUUGAGUUGGAGCAGCUUUGAUGCAUUUUCUGAGCUUCCUUUUAACACGUUUUUCUUCCAGCGCUAAUUCAAGCAGCAAUAACAAGCUUCCAACUACAUUAUAAAGAAUCCUGCGAAUUAAUUACACAGGCUUUAUUCCAUUCCGCAGCCGCUGAGCCUUCCCGGAACAAUUUCCAGCUCAUUCAGGAUGUUCGAUUCAUUGUUAUCGGCCUGUUAUUAACAUAGUUCGAGGCUAGUCUCAAAGUUUCGAAGGUUACUGUAGAAGAACGUUCUAUUUCUCGCCGGAGAUAGCAUUGAACCAAAUAUAACUAAGAAAGAAGGUAUAUCACUGAAAUUUGGUAAGACAUUUAAUUUACAGAACGAACGGCCAGAGAUUUUUAACCUGAAAGGUUUUUGAGAAAGUCCCCUUUUAAUUUUUUUUCACUUUUAUUUGGCAAACGAUUCCACAAGUUUUCUUGAUAUUCUUCUAUUGCCUGAGAAAUUGGUCCGGUCGUUUUGAAAAACUCAAAAGCUGUGCAGUUGUUUGUCAAGGUUUCCACUUAGUACAUUAAAAGUAUCUCUCAGCUCAUUUUUCAAGAAAAAAUCCAAACAAAAGAGAUCUUGAAAUAAAAAUGACUCGGACCUUCGCUUCCCACUUUUUUUUUGGUUAUCUGUUUUCGAAGGCUAGCGCCAAAUUAAAGUUUUCGGUAAUUGACUACUGCUAUUGGAGGCGUUUGAAAAAAUAGCUCAUUUGAUUCGAAUUUUCGUGUCCAUAUUUUGGCAGGAACAGAACUUCCAAGAAACCCCUAAUAAAGCAUUUCGCGGCUUUUCCUCAAAAUACAGCUGUUUUCGCGCUUCCACCGCAUUGUUCUUUGUGGCGGUGUUGUUCUGGCAAGUUCCGAAGAAUGUCAUUAACCUCGUCUACCGUGGCCCCUCACCAGAAGGCUUUCUUUGCCAACAAAUCCACUUGAGGAAAUGUUCCACUUUGGCACCUCUUAACCCUUUUCAUUAGGUCUCGUUCGAGUGGAUUAGGCUGCAGUUACGCGUCGAGCGAAAUUAUUUUUGUCAGCUUUUCAUCGAGGCUUUUUGAACGCAUCGUCAUUAUGACGUUAUUAUAAAAACAUUGACGUCGGGGGCUCUUCUAAAAGUUCAAAGUUGACAAUUUGAACUCUUGGUUGCUGAACGUAUAGUUCAAAUGACUGAAACUGGGACCUUUAUGACGUUUAUCAAUGCUUUCUUAAUCAUUAUGGUAAGGAUUUGGACAAAUGCAAAAUUGAAAUACAAAGUUUCCAUCGUUUUUUUACUGUUCUGUUGAAAUUUUUCCCUGGCCGAACAGCAAGAAGUUCUUUUUUGACUUCCUUCGAAUAUUCUUUUGUUUCUUCUCUCCCCUAAUCAAAGCCAAGUGUGGCCCUCCUAUUUUUGAAAACGCUUCCCGACUUUGACCAUAAAAAAGUGGCCUUUCUCGACAAACAAGGCGAAUUUCAAUUUGUUGAAAAAUGGGUGAAUCGCGUCGGAAGUUAUGGGCAACUCGGCAAAGCAAUUGAACCCAUCUUUUUGCCAUUCAUCCAUCCAUUUGUCUGUCGUUCCGUGUUAAUUCCACGCGCUUGCCCAUUUCCUUUUUUAUCGAGGCGGAAAGCCUGAAUCAUACUGGAAACUGAAAACAAUUGAAUUUGCAGGUACCCCAGACACGUUUUUGUCAAAAGAAUGAACGCCUUCGAAAUGUUCGUCUUCUUGUUCGUCGUGCUCGCCGCCAUCGUCGCCGCGGUCCCUGUCCAAGGUUUUGCUUAUUUCCUUCUCACUCAGAAGUCAGAGAAGAAGUUUCCUUCUGCAGAAUGAGUCAUACCUGCUCUGAAUCAAGAAAUAUGCUGACCUUCCGUCUUAGGAAGUCUAAGAUCUAACUAGGAAACGGUGUCAGCUUAUAGCGAGACUUGUGAAUGAAGCUAGGCUAAUAAGAGAGCUGACCUUUUAGCCUGAAACAUUUAGCUUUGCGGGUUCCGUUUCAAUUUUAGUAGAAGCCCAACGUCUUCCUAACAAUCCACUUGAAAAAAGGUUCCAUACAACAUUUGUGUAAAUGUCACUUUGUAUCACACUUGAGCCUGCUGAUGCAAAAAAAUUUUCUUACCGGUGAACUAGUGAAACUAGUGAAAUUUUUAAGGGAGAACACUUUGAUUUUUAUGUCAACUUUAAAAAAAAAUCAUUCGAUUGUUCUAGAUUCAUGAAUUUUCAUCAUAAUUAAAAAGUGAAACGAUUUUUUUUUCAUAUUUUUUUCUUGAUACAUCUUCCGGGAGGUACAGUGUAUUGCGACUUCAUUUACCAAGAAAAAAUCUUUCAAGACUUUUUCCGGCUAAGUAUUCUGCGAUCCACGGUGGAUCCACCCAAUCAGCCUUUCAGAACGAUAUUUUCUCAUUUUUUUUUAUUAAUUUCCUACAUUCUCCAAUGGGUUCUAUGAUGAAAUCUGCAGACUCGCGCAGCUUCUGACAGAUAGCUUAGAGUCAUAUCCGCCACGAACUUUUAAUUAAGGCGCCCAUAAAAAAAUAUAUUUACGAGUGUCACGACGCCCACGUUUCCCUCUCUUUCCACGUCCUAUCGAGUCAAGGAAAUAGUUAACGAGCCGAAUAAUUUGUUUGAAUAAAAGUGAAAGAUUGCUUUUGAGGGUAGAUACGGAAAGUUUUUUUUCUUGCUGACGUUAGUUUUUGCAGGACCCCUGGAUUAUUCACCAUACGUGCCAACGUCAGAGGAGGAGUUGCAAAGACUUAUUCCUUCAGGUACAAUUUUCAUUAUGAAAAAUUACCUUUUGCUCCAAUAAGGUUGUUUUCAAAUUAGAGAACUUGAAAAUUCGUUCAAUUCAACUAACUUCAAAAAACAAGCACACCAGCUGCACGCGGUUGCUUCAACCGAAAUAUUUCUUACUUUAUGUAUCUUUUUUUUAACGGGCUAGCAUAGAAGGUACCACUGUCUUCUCAUCGAUAAUCUCGAAAUUGACCUUGUGAAAACUCACUGUUUUUCGGAUUUUUUACUUGAUUCGGCGGUGAAUUAACACGGUGAUGACUCGCCAGUAAGAAGGAAAAGAGUUCUAUUUUUGAGAAGGUAAAAAAAUGAUAAAUUUCUGCAUUCUAUUCGGCUAAAUGUGAAGAAUCGAGGUCAAAUGGCUAGACGUGUUGCGGUUCGAUUAGAACUCACUUCUGUUUAGAUAUUAUACAGCUUUUUUUUAAACAUUAAAACAUUAAAACAUUUUGAUUAGCGCUUUUGAAGCUACCAAUUUGCAGCCGUUACACGUCAAGUCUAUUGGCCUGUUUUAAAUUUUUCAAGUUGAAGAAAAAUCAAAUUGAAAAGUCACAAAAAUGAAAAUCUUGCAGAAGAGCUCGCCGAGCAGCCGAUGAUGGACAAAAGAGCACAGACGUUUGUGAGAUUUGGCAAGAGGGCGCAGACAUUUGUUCGGUUUGGCAAGAGAGCACAGACCUUCGUCCGAUUUGGUUAAACGAUUCGGAAGCCUCUAGCCGUUUUCCAACUCUGAUACCUGUGUUCCAUCCCACGACGUGCCACGAUCUCUCCGACUCCCUCAGACGAAUCUCUUCUUCCCCAUUGAUAAACCUUAUUUGUUGUUUCCUGCAUAUGUGAUAGUCGAAGAAACCAUUUUUCAUCGUAUUCACCGAGAGCACACAGAGAAGAAUGAAGUGAAAGAGGAACGGAGUCGGCGAGAUGGAUAUAGUGUCUGAGGAGACUUUUUGGGGCUACUUUAGGGGUUUGACGCUUUGUUGGCUACCAUAGCAGUCGAGUCGAAUUAGUGGUCACUUAUGCGUUCUCUCGAUUUAGAACCUCUCAAGUGGUCACUAGAGUUUUUCGCAGCCAAGUGGAGGAAAAGAGAACUGUUAUAAUAUAUUUUUCGCUAAGAUGAGAUUGGAAACCCCUGAAAUUUCAAGCGUUGAGGAUAAUGUUGCAUGAGUAAUUCUUCCAAAAAUACCAUUUUUGCUGAGGCGCCAAAAAAAAAAAGCAAAGCUGAGAGUGAGGAAGUCAGGCCGACAAAUUGGAUUUCGCGCACCUCGCCGUUUCAAGCCGUCGGCCCGCCAAUUUUCGAGUACUCGUGGGCUUUUCGAACUCGUCGUCGCCAUGAUGGUGAUACCGGUCAGCCAGCACAAACUCAUCAAGAUCCGCCGCGUGAAUCGCCAAAAACUCAUCAAGAUCGCCCUCGUCUGCUCCAUGCUUGCCUGUUGUUGCAACGUCCUCGGUGAGUUGAUCAACUACAUUUCGAAAACAAAAAUUGAACUUUCUAAAGGAAUCGCCUUUUUCCCUUAUUUAAUUUUUUUUUUCUGAAAAACAGUUUUUUUUUAACUUUCUAACUCGAUUUUUUCUCACUAGGGAACUACUCGGACUCGGGUACCCGUUUCGAGUUGAAACUUUGGUGGCUUAUAGACCCGGGUAAGAGUACUUGAAAACAAGAGAGAUUAUCUGCUAAACCCCUUAGGCUUCUGAGAAAAAGCUUUUUGAAAAUGAACAGUCUAGGCUUGAAAAUUAUCAAAUUUUUUCUUUCUUCCUUCUUUUGGCUGGAAAAAAGUUUUUUAGAGUUUAUCAUAGCCGAAUCAUUCAAGGCGAUUGUAUUAAAAUAUAAAAGAAGGUAUAGAGCAGUAUUCCGAAAAUUUUAGGGCCUAAUUUUCACAUUUUCUACUAAUGUUUUCUCAGUUCUCUAUUGGGUUUAGCAGAUGUUUCUUUUGUUUUCAAGUAUUCUGACAUAGGCCUAUGAACCACCAAAGUUUGAACUCGAUCCGCGGUUACGAGUUCGAGUAGUUCCCUAGUCAGAAGCGAACUGGGAAAAGCUGAUAAGUUUAAAAAAAUUAUUUCGAUCCUCAAAUUCUUGAAAAAAAACCAGUCAUUUCAGUCAUUGAAGAAGAACUCAUAGACUCUAGACUUCUUCAAAUUGACGAAAAAUUUCCCCUUAUUCUUUUGAUAAACCAAAUUUUUUUCGAAUAAUGGCGGCUAUUUACUCUUAAAAAAAUGUGGAAAUUUUUGUCUGCCUCUUUGAUAAUUUGAUUCUCUUUCGUUUGAUUAUUUGCAGUUAGAUUCCGAAGAAAAAAAUCUAAUUUAAAAAUUUUUUUCGAAAUUUGACAAAGACGCGUAUUCAAGGCUUUCUCAAGCUGUGCGACUUUCAAAAAUAGAAUUAUUUGAAACUUGAAGUGAAAUCUUCAAUUUCUACGGAAUUGAGAAAAAUCAUCAUAAAAGCUUGAGGAAGACUUUUUUAAAAUCUUGAACUGUAUUCUAAAAAUUCAAAGAAAAAUAUCUCUUUUUUAUCGAGUUUGUUUGAAGUUUUACUGAGUUUUUGGAAAAAAUAACUGUUCAUUUUUAUUUACUGACUUCUGCUUCCUGUGUGCUUCCACGAAGCAUGAGCUGAGCUUUUUCCGUCAGAGUAAAACCCAAAAAACAUGAUAUAUAAUUUAUUACCAUUUACACAACGAAGAGAUUUUUUUUUUGCGUUCUACGGAAGGGAUUUUCUCCAAAAAAAAAAGAGUUUAUCAGGCUCAUCGACCAACCAUUGGCUGUACACGUCGGAAGUGAUCAAGUACUUUCUGCACCCGAACCGGACGAGGACCUUGACCGACUCCGGCAGUCAUCCGGUCUACUUCAAGAACGCGACGAUGGGUCCGUGGCUCUUCUGCUGGCUCGACCGUCAGUUCUUCCGAGGCCAUCCUGUUCUAAACCUCGGCUUUCAGCCGUAACUGAGUUUCAUUGCAGCGCCGUCCACUACUUGCAGGACGACGACCCCAGUGACGUCACCACUUCCAUCCAACGUCCGUCAUUUUCCUACUCUUUUACGUUUUGAAAAAGAAUUCAUUUAGACUUUCAGACUUUUGGGAACCAGGCUACGGUCUGUUCUGUUUCUCACAGUUGUCGCAAGCAACUUGGGAGCAAACAACAAGUUCCGAAGAUAUCUCAAGACGAAAAGCCUUUUACAGUGACAUCUCUAAUUUUUUUUAAAUUGUUUAUAAACCUAAUGUCGAUUCACUUUCCCAGAGAAUCUUAAAAUAUUUCCCAUUUCUUUUCCCACUUUGGUUGAUCCUUUCCAGAAUCGGUGCGACGCGCAUUUCUGUUCAUGAUAACCGGUAUGCUUCUGGACGGAAUCGGCCUCAUCGUCUCGUUCAUCUGUUUCUGUCUUCCCAAUCCAUACGCCAUGCUUCUUUUCUGCUCACUUCUUCAUAUCAACGCCGGUAUCCAAUUUGAAAUCAAUUUCCAUACCGUAGCCUAGGUAAAACUGACCGACAGCUGAGGUAACCGGAUGAUUGAAAAUGGAAUCGUGUCGUCCAAACUGGCUUGAACCAGGGAUCAUAAAGAUAGACUUAUCCACAGUACUGCGCGUUUUUCAAACUUUCCAAUUUGCUUCAGGGAUCGCCAACUUUGCCUGCAUCAUCGUCUACAUGUCAGCCGUGUCAAAAGAAGUCGGCAACAAGAUUUUUCCGGCCUCGGAGAUGGACGACCCUCUCUUCUACAUUGAAUACGGCUUCUCUUUCUGGCUUAUCAAGGUGUUUUUUGCUAAAAACUAUUUCAAAAAUCCGCUAUUUCAGACGUCGUUCCUGUUGACAGAACUCGCUGCCUUGUUCGCCAUCGUCGUUUACAUGGCGAAACGAGAUGAACGCACCUUUAAUCGUUACAAAAUACGAUCGCUGCUCAAUUUCAGCAGGGUUUUCACAAUAUCUACACUUUGGCUUAUUAUUCCUACUUUUAAGCUAUCUGGAGAUGAGCCAGAACUAACAAAGACGCAUCAUGAGAAUGCGAGGUACUCCAGAAGAACAGGGUAAGAAGAAAAGUUUUUUUUAAAAAUUAGUACGAACUAUGAAGAAUUCAGAAGUCAUGUGGCGGAACUGAAAUCAAGUGUGCCGGAGAUGGACGACAUGCUAGUGGAGCCGAAAGUCCUACUGACGCCAACAAGAGGAAGCUUCCAAUCUCUCACAUCAACCCUGCUCCCAGACCUUCUGGCUAAUGUGAGUAGUAGCUGUCAAAAACGACAACUUACUAAACUUCAAUCAAAAAGUUAUAAAAAAUUGAUAAACACUUUUUUUCUUAAUUAUACCAAACCCUGCUGAUCAGGUCAGUUUCUUGUCUAGUGCUAAGAUGGUCCUUAGGUCCAUGCUAAAUUCUUGAGAAAAACCCCACUAAAGUUCUUUCAGACCACAGCCAUAGUGAAGCGUGUUUCAAAAACCCGAGUAUACGUAACUGAGUUGCAGAACGCCUCCUCCCACUCCCCACCGCCAGCCAGACUACCUCGACCGAUAACGACGUCAUCUAUCACGUCUUCAACGACGGCGACUCCGGCCAGGCCUCCUUGGCGACCGCGUUCUCCGCAACGGUCGUCGUCCCACAAGCGGAUCCAGCCCCUCCGGCGGUUCGCCAUCCCUGUCAACUCGCCUCACUUCGCUCCUUCCGACAAUUCCAAACAAUAA
This is a messenger RNA of Caenorhabditis auriculariae, 8685 nucleotides long. The record is from the annotation of a GenBank genome assembly. Lineage: Eukaryota; Metazoa; Nematoda; Chromadorea; Rhabditida; Rhabditidae.